Molecule: messenger RNA, 1305 nt
Organism: Populus nigra (black poplar)
Lineage: Eukaryota; Viridiplantae; Streptophyta; Magnoliopsida; Malpighiales; Salicaceae
Exons: 1
Coding region: 1-1305 (434 amino acids)
Molecular function (GO): ADP binding
Source: RefSeq, a predicted model, not a curated record
AUGGGUAGAUCAGAUGAUCCGUUUUGGAAGGAAGUUGAAGAUAUGAAUGAUGGAACCAUGAAGUGUAAGUUUUGUGGGCAUUUAUUUGCGAAUGGUACUUCCAUUUCGAGGAUCAAAUGGCAUUUUUCGGGAGAGAGAGGGCAUGGUGUUGGCAUUUGUGGUCAGGUGCCUAAAGAAGUUCAAGGAGCAGCCUUUCUAGCUAUGCGUGGUGGCAACAAAAGACAUAAAAACAUAGCAGGUUCAUGCAAUGUUAAUGAUUAUGCCAUUUCCACCUGUCCACAAGAACAAGACAAUGCAGUACUUGGUAAUUUGGCAGGGGAUGCUGGAAGGAUGCAAGUGGGAGUUCAAGGCAUGAAACAAGGUGUUGGGCAUGAGAGAAUUCAUUCGCGUUUAGAAGCGGCAAAUGGCAUGGAAUACACUGGUGAAGGAUCUUUUCAGCAUGUUGACAGAAGUGUCUCUCCUUGGAGACUCAGAGUUGAUGCUCAUGAGAAUAGAGGAGAAGCAACACAGGGAACAGAUUUAGUGGAUCGAUUUGCUGAUGGUACUUGGGUUCAGAUACACUCUGCCCUUUCAAAGGAGCAGAAGCUGAAUGAAAUCUCUACCUAUUUAAUGCAGGAAGAUGAGGAUGUGGAGCGUCUGCAUGAUGCAUUUGAAACUAUACCGAGAACAGAACAAGUGCAGCAUCUGGAGAGAGGUAUCUCUUGUGAGAGGCCAUCAAUGAAUCAAGCUGAUGAGCCUAGAGGAGAUUCAUCCCAAUUUUGUCUUGACAUUAGAAGAUGUUAUGAUCAACCUUGUGCUCCAUCAGUAAACAAUGAUGUAAAUAGGCAUGAUGAGCAGGACAUGGUUAGAGUGAGGACAGAACCAGUGGAGGAGGAGGACGUGGAGAACUGUGGAAGAUCAGUAGUGCAGGGUGGCGCAGGAGCUAGAUCUUCUGGAAGUCUGAAAUACAACAAGACUAGAGGAGUUCCAUUACCUACUAGCUCUAAAAAGCUAGUGGGUCGAGCAUUUGAAGAGAAUACGAAGGUGACAUGGCCUUUGUUAAUGGAUGAUGAAGUCUCAGUUAUUGGCAUUUACGGGAUGAGGGGAGUUGGUAAAACAACAAUAAUACUACAUAUCUAUAAUGAACUUCUACAAAGACCAGACAUUUGUGAUCAUGUUUGGUGGGUGAUUGUGUCUCAAGAUUUCAGCAUUAAUAAAUUGCAGAAUCUUAUUGGUAAACAUCUUGAUCUAGACCUUUCAAGUGAAGAUGAUGAUCGACACAGAGCUGCCAAAUUAUCAGAAGAACUAAUGAAGAAACAAAAAUGA